Messenger RNA from Diachasma alloeum, 2761 nucleotides. It is a transcript of the gene Pgant35A, whose product is annotated as polypeptide N-acetylgalactosaminyltransferase 35A. The transcript is spliced from 4 exons. The record is from RefSeq and is a predicted model, not a curated record. Gene Ontology annotation, biological process: regulation of Notch signaling pathway. Gene Ontology annotation, cellular component: Golgi apparatus. Bases 324 to 2180 code for a protein of 618 amino acids. Gene Ontology annotation, molecular function: Notch binding. Lineage: Eukaryota; Metazoa; Arthropoda; Insecta; Hymenoptera; Braconidae.
CUAACGCCCCAAGAGCUUUUCGUCAAAAUCAAACAAUUGAUCUAAAAUCAGAAAAUUUCGGAGCUUCCACUUUGCGAAAAAAAAAAAUUCGCCGUAAAAAAUUUCUCAUCAUCACGACUUUUGCGAUAACCCCACCUGACUGAUGUCACGUAAACGAUAAAAAAUCACGUCUUCGUCAGUUUUUCUUCUCUUGCCAGCGGGGAGAGUUCAUCCUAGUCACCAUGAACAGCUGUCAAGCGACUCUUUUUGUUUAUUCAGUGAAUUGUUAACGUCACGACUCAUUUUUAAUCGCCACUUGCUGUUGUCACUUCCGAUGAACAAAUAUGAUUUCCACGAGAUACGCCUCUUUUAUAUCCGGAAUGGUGAUAGCCUCGUUGACAUGGGCAUUCAGUUUGUAUCUGUACUCGAAACUCUCGCAGAAUCCUAACAUUAAUCCAACAAUGCUGAUAUCGGAGUACGCGAAGACUAAUGAAGAGUCACUGCUCAAUCGGAUGAUAUUGGUGAACAAUGGGCGCGAUGGAGGGAAGAAAAACAGUGAUAAACUCAUUAAACAGUUGCAACCGGUUCCGGUAAGACCCGCUGUCACACUGGGCAAUGGUCUGGACGAGCUGGGUCUCGUGCACACCCUAGAAGAGGCCCGCAAGCGUGACGAGGGCUACCAAAAAUACGCCUUCAACGUCCUCGUCUCGGACGCCCUGGGUCCCCACCGCGAGUCCCCAAUCCCGGACACCCGCAACAAGCUCUGUUCCUCCCAAACCUACCCUCCCACCCUCCCCACCGCCAGCAUCGUCAUCUGCUUCUACAACGAGCACUUCAUGACCCUCCUCCGCUCCCUGCACUCGAUAAUCUCCAGGACCCCAGCCUCCCUCCUCCACGAGAUAAUUCUCGUCAACGACUUCAGCGAUAGCGAUCAGCUCCACGAGGACGUCCAGAACUACGUGGAGAACACCCUGAAGCAGGUGAAGUACUUCAAGACCGAGGGACGAGAGGGCCUCAUCCGCGCCAGGAUAUUCGGCGCCAGUAGAGCCUCCGGGGACGUCUUAAUCUUCCUCGACUCUCAUAUUGAAGUCAACGAGAUGUGGAUCGAGCCCCUGCUCUCCAGGAUUUCCGUGUCCAGGACGAUUGUCCCAAUGCCAGUGAUCGAUAUAAUAAAUUCUGAUACUUUCCAGUACUCAGCGAGCCCUCUAGUCAGGGGUGGAUUCAACUGGGGGCUCCACUUCAAGUGGGAGAACCUCCCAGUGAACACUCUGGUCACCCAAGAGGACUUCGUCAAGCCCAUCAAGUCUCCGACCAUGGCUGGGGGCCUCUUCGCCAUCGACAGAAAAUAUUUCCACGAAAUGGGGGAGUACGAUCCUGGGAUGGACGUGUGGGGGGGCGAGAAUCUGGAGAUAUCCUUCAGGAUCUGGAUGUGCGGGGGCAGCAUCGAGUUGAUCCCCUGCUCCAGGGUGGGACAUGUCUUCAGGAGGCGGCGGCCCUAUGGGAAUGAUCGGGUGCAGGAUACCGUGCUGAAGAAUUCGUUGAGGGUUGCACAUGUGUGGAUGGACAAGUACAAGCAGUAUUAUCUGAGGGGCGUUGAGAAGGUUGACUACGGGGACGUCUCCGAGAGGGUUAGGCUCAGGGAGAGACUCAAGUGCAAGGACUUUGCUUGGUAUCUGGAGACGGUCUAUCCGGAAUUGGCAUUACCUGAUGAUGACGAGGCGAAUCUGAAGAAGAAGUGGGCCAAGGUUCAUCAAGAGCCAGUGCAGCCCUGGCACUCCAGGAAGCGAAACUAUACCGAUCAAUUCAUGAUCCGUUUGUCGAACUCUGCGCUCUGCGUGCAGAGUGAAAAGGAUAUUAAGACCAAGGGAUCCAGGUUGAUUCUGGCUCCCUGCCUGAGGAUUAAAUCGCAGAUGUGGUACGAAACCGAUAAGAACGAGCUGGUCCUGGGGCAGAUGCUGUGCCUGGACGGGGGUGGGAAGAAACCGAAGCUGGGGAAGUGCCACGAGAUGGGAGGGGACCAGGAGUGGAAGCACAAGGGCAUCAGUGGCACGCCGAUUUAUAAUCUAGCUGCUGGGACAUGUCUCGCUGUGGAGAAAGGGGAGAAGUCGUAUGUUGUUAUGGACCUGUGCACCAAGAACGAUAUGACGACCAUCAGCUGGGACCUCGUGAGGUCCAAGAUUCCUGCCAAGGAGAUGAGAUGACCGAAGCUGAGGAGGGGGAGGGGCAGGGAGAAGCACAUGGAGAAUUGGAUUUGAUUACGUUAACGAGAUUCAUAAUUAUUUAAUGAGAUGAGGUGGAAGAAACAUUUCAGUGAUGAAGAGGUCAAAAGAGAUGAGCCCACACGUCCGAAAAUAUUUUAUAGAGAAAAUCUAUAGACUUUUUUCUCUCUAUACAACUUAUUGUGCUGAUGAGAAUGUUUUUAUUGGAAUUCCUCUUUUAAUGACACGAGGAGAAAUGAUGCAGUAAAAAAUGAAAUUCAUGACAAGGAAUUUCCAGAGAUAAAAUCUCAAUGGAAUAAGUUGUAGAGAAAGAUGAGAAUCUAUUAGUUUUUUCUAUUGAAAAUUUCUAUUAGAUAAACGAAGGAAAGUGGAUUUGAAUACAUUAAUGAGAUUCAGAAAAAGAUCGAUGGAAUUUAAUGUUUCUAUGUAGCUUAUUCUGCUCAGAAUUUCUCUAUAAGAUUUCCUAGGAUCGAAUUUCUCAAAUUUGUUUCGUUAAUUUUUUUUUAUGUCAAGAGGGAAAAAUGCGAAAAAAAGAAAUUCAUGCCAAGUAAUUUUUAUAGAAA